AUGAAAGAUAACAUCAUAUCGGGGAAUGCCGAGAGCAGCAGCAAAAAGCGGAGUAGCAGCCCCGCUGAUCACAAGAUGCCGAACACUGUAGAAGAUCUGCAACAUCACCUCGAGAUAAUCGAAGAAAGGAGAAUGAAGGCAUCAUCUCAAGGGAAGUUGUUCGACACACCAGGGCCGUUCAGUCCCGGAGAGGACACCGUCUCCUUGCAAGGAGAAGCAGGGGGAUUCCCCAUGCCACAAAGUAUAGACGUCGAUCACAUGAUCUGCAGUGGCGUCACUGUGGCGGGGUUCAAGCCUCGAGCUAUAAUAAGAAAACGAAGUAAGACAACCAUCCCUCCCACUGCCAAGGACAACGGCUACUGGCAGAAAAGACGCAAGAACAACGACUCGGCGAGGAAAUCCAGAGAAUCCAAGAAAGAAAGAGAAAAGAAGUUUUAUAAAAGGGCACUGGAGCUUGAAUACGAAAACAUUUAUCUCCACGAAUGUCUCCGAUCAGCUGAAGCUGAACUCGCUGCCCUUGGUCAUUCUUUUGUUCCACCCACUCUCGGGGCUCAGACUCACCUGUAA
Molecule: messenger RNA, 567 nt
Organism: Aplysia californica (California sea hare)
Lineage: Eukaryota; Metazoa; Mollusca; Gastropoda; Aplysiida; Aplysiidae
Product: cell death specification protein 2-like
Exons: 2
Coding region: 1-567 (188 amino acids)
Biological process (GO): regulation of DNA-templated transcription
Molecular function (GO): DNA-binding transcription factor activity
Source: RefSeq, a predicted model, not a curated record